Messenger RNA from Fusarium poae, 1974 nucleotides. RefSeq lists its product as uncharacterized. The record is from RefSeq and is a predicted model, not a curated record. The transcript is spliced from 7 exons. NCBI's taxonomy places the organism in Eukaryota, Fungi, Ascomycota, Sordariomycetes, Hypocreales, Nectriaceae. Bases 1 to 1974 code for a protein of 657 amino acids. Gene Ontology annotation, molecular function: oxidoreductase activity; copper ion binding.
AUGUGGAUUACCGACGCCUGCAAGGCGUUUGUAUUCUCCUUUGUCGCCGUAUUUCACUCUCCUAGUCUCCCAGAUCAAGGUCCUCACCAAGACGUGUUGACCUUCACUCACGAUUCUCCCGUCGGAAAACAUCCUUACCCCCGCUUUCCCGCUCCCAAUGGUCCCGAAAGGGAUGGUGUCGAAUUUGAGUGCAAGUACCCUGAGCUUAGAGGCUGGGAGAAAUGUACGACAGCAGAUGAUCGAUCUUGUUGGCUUAAAGGCCCAUUUGAUCAGGUAUUCGAUAUAAAUACUGAUUAUGAGAACUUCUGGCCCGAGGGUAUCGUCAGGGAGUACACUCUCAACGUAACAAACCAAGACAUCAAUGGUGAUGGCGUCAAUAAUCCAUACGGCAAAGUCUUCAACAACCAAUACCCUGGUCCUUGGAUUCAAGCAUGCUGGGGCGAUAUCAUAAAGGUAACAGUUCAUAACAACCUCGAAUACAAUGGCACGACCAUCCACUGGCAUGGUCUUCGUCAACUCGAGUCCUUCGAGAUGGAUGGCGUAAAUGGUGUCACUCAAUGUCCUAUCGCUCCUGGUGAUAGCUUCACAUAUACCUUCCGCGCGGUGCAGUAUGGAACAUCGUGGUAUCAUAGCCACUAUUCGCUCCAGUACGCUGAUGGAUUGGCUGGCCCGAUUACCAUCUAUGGACCUUCGAGUGCACCGUGGGACGAGGGUAGAGACCCAAUUCUCAUCACGGAUUGGAGUCAUAGAAGUGCAUUCCAAAGUUGGCAGAGAGAACUUGUGCCGAAUAGCCCGACUAGACCUUUGAUGAACGGUGUACUUAUCAAUGGCGUCGGCAAUUUUGCAGGUAGCUUCCCACGUGAGCGAUUCAAUAUGACUGUCGAGAAGGACAAGAAGUACAUUCUUCGCGUUAUCAACACCUCUGUAGACACAACUUGGAUCUUUAGCAUUGACAACCACAACUUCACCGUCAUGUCGACAGACUUUGUCCCCAUCCACCCAUAUGAAGUAGACCACAUCGUCAUCGGAAUUGGCCAACGUUACCACAUUGUUCUUAAUGCUACACCCACCAACACUACUAUCCUUCCUGCAUCACCUGAUGGAAAUUAUUGGAUCCGUACAGUAGGCGCGGAUAGAUGCAAGGGUUUCGAGCCUGGUAAUGAGCCUGAUGAGCGACAAGGUAUACUUCGGUACAACGCCUCCAGUACCUUGGUACCUACGACAUUCCGCCCAGCUUACAGCACAGCAUGUCGUGACGAGAAUUAUACCAUGCUUCAGCCGAUCUUGCCCUGGAAUGUUACACCCGUUGAGCUAGACAAUAAGAAAGGUCAUUUUGACAUAGGUCUCAAGACAUACAAAGACAGACCAGAACAGGGCAAUGCUUUUCAGUGGUGGGCGUUUGGAGAGAACCCAUUGUGGCUUAACUUUUCCAACCCGACUAUUCUCAAUCUCAACAAUGAUACAUGGGAUCCCAACUAUGCUGUUGAUCUUGUUGUUCCAGAUUCCAAGAAGGAUGAAUGGAUCUACAUUGCCAUCACUGCACCCCCAGCCCCGCUUGUCAACAGACCUGACAGGGUAUUUGCACCUGUGGCUCAUCCACUUCAUCUCCACGGCCAUGACUUUGCACUACUUGCACAAGGAACCAACUUUUCAGACCUCGACACAGGAAAUGUUAAACUCAAGUGGGACAAUCCGCCGCGACGUGAUGUAGCACUCAUCCCAGCAGGAGGCUAUCUUGUUGUCGCGUUCAAGGCUGAUAACCCUGGAUCGUGGUUGUUCCAUUGUCACAUCGCAUGGCAUGCAUCAAGUGGUCUGGCCAUUCAGAUUCUUGAACAGCAGGAAAGGCUCAAGUGGAUGAUGAAUAAUGAUAGGAUGAAGGAAGUGGAGAGAGUUUGCGAGAGGUGGAAUGAUUGGUUUGGAAAUAAGAGUAAUCUUUGGAACGCAGAACUCUUUCAAGAUGAUUCUGGAGUUUAG